AUGCUGAGGCGGAGAUCAAGCGAAUCGAGAAGGAGAAGAAGAAAGAAGCAGAGGAGAAAAAGAAGAAGGAACUGGAGGAGAAGAAAGCGGCUGAAAGAGCGGCGAAAGCAGCAAAGGAGAAAGCAGCACAGGAGGCGAAAGAAGCGAAGGAGAAGGAAGGGGGAGGGGGGGGGAGGGGAGGAGAAAGCGGAGGGGGGAGAGGAUGGGAAGAAGGACGGGGAGAAGGAUGGGGAGAAGGAAGGAGAGGGGAAGAAGGAGGAGGGGAAAAAGGGGCCGGUUAACAUGCUUGCUGCGAUUAAGAAACGCCAUGUGGCGAAUGAUAAUGAUGAUGAUGACGAUGAGAAGAAAGAUGAGAAGAAGGAUGAGAAGAAGGAUGAGAAGAAGGAUGAGAAGAAGGAUGAGAAGAAGGAUGAGAAGAAGGAUGAGAAGAAGGAUGAGAAGAAGGACGGUGGAGAUGCAAAGAAGGAUGAAAAGAAGGGUGGUGAGGGGAAGGAGGAAGCAGGGAAGGAAUCGGAGGUGAGUGAGGUGGAAUCAAGUAGUGAUGACGAUGAUAGUGACAGUGAAGAGGACGAGGAGGAGGGAGCAGGAGACAAGCCAGCAGAAGGGGCAGCAGCAGCAGGGGCGGCAGCAGGUGGUGCAAAGGAAGAAGCAGCAGCAGGGGCAGCAGCAGGGGAGGAUGGGGCGAAGGAGGGUGGAAAGAAGAAAGUGGUAAAGAAGGUGGUGAAGAAAGUAGUGAAGAAAAAGAAGGCUGCGGAAGGGGAGGGGGCGGCUGAAGGGGAGGCGGGGGAGGGGAAGAAAAAGAAGGUGGUGAAGAAAAAAGUGGUGAAGAAGAAGGAUGGGGCUGCGGGGGAGGGCGCGGAUGGGGCAGAGGGAGGCGGGGAGAAAAAGACACUCGGCGUGUGGCUCGGCGUGUGGCUCGGCAAGCGUCAGCAUGUGUCGGCAUGCGCGCCGCAUGCAUCAGCAUGUGCUCAGCAUGUGCUGUCUCAGCAUGCGUGCGGCAUGCAUCAACAUGUGUUCUCUCACACACGUGCACACCUCAAGUCACACAGCUCAACACAUCAAGCCCUCCCAAAUCUAUUGUACAUAUGA
Messenger RNA from Closterium sp. NIES-65, 1089 nucleotides. The record is from the annotation of a GenBank genome assembly. NCBI's taxonomy places the organism in Eukaryota, Viridiplantae, Streptophyta, Zygnematophyceae, Desmidiales, Closteriaceae.